AUGGUCAAUGCUGACUCUUUAGUGACUGCUGUUCACUUUCUUCUGACAGAUGUAAAUGAGUGCACUAUGGAGAAUGGUGGCUGUCAUGACCAGUGCUGUAAUACUGUUGGCAGCUACCACUGCAAAUGUCCAGCCGGCCAGAAACUGGAGGAAGAUGGAAAAUCAUGUGGAGAUGUGGACGAGUGCGCGGUGGUGAAUGGUGGCUGCCAGCAAGGCUGUGUCAACACACGUGGCUCCUUCCACUGCCAGUGCCGGGCAGGAUACAGGCUUCACGCUGAUGGGCGCACUUGCAUAGCUAUCAAUUCCUGCAGUGUUAACAAGGGGGGCUGCGAGCAGGAUUGUGUUCAGCUCAGUGAGGACCACUAUAAGUGUCAGUGCCAGCCAGGCUACCAGCUGAAGAGGGAUGCCAGAUCCUGUGAAGUGAUAGACCCCUGCACAACUGGGAAUGGAGGAUGCCCACAAAUCUGUCAAAAUGAGAGAGGAAUUGCAAAAUGCGAGUGUCAUGCAGGGUAUUAUCUUUCUGCAGACAAAAUAUCCUGUUUAGACAUUGAUGAGUGUGCAGAAGGAAGAGCCAGGUGUGCUCAUCGUUGUGUGAACAGACUGGGAUCUUUCACCUGUGUCUGUAAUCCGGGCUUCGAACUGGGGGCUGAUGGAAAGCAGUGCUACCGCAUCGAAAUGGAAAUUGUCGAUAGCUGCCAGGAAAACAACGGUGGCUGCUCUCACCACUGCGAGCACACGACUGUGGGACCACGAUGCUCCUGUGACGAUGGCUAUCGCCUCGAUUUUGAUGGCAAAAUGUGUGCAGAGCUGGACGAAUGCAAGAGCGGAGAGUCCUGCUGCUCCCAAUUCUGCAUCAACUACGCAGGUGGCUACGAGUGUGCCUGCAAAGCAGGGUUCCAGCUAAAUGCCAACGGCUGUGCCUGUGAUGAUGUGGAUGAAUGUCGUCUAGAUAACGGCAACUGUGACCAUUUCUGUGUUAAUUUUCUGGGGUCAUACGAAUGUGCGUGUAAGGAGGGUUACAGGCUUGGUGUUAACAGAUGGUCCUGCACUGUUUGCCUUGAUAACACUUUUGGCAAUGACUGUAGCUUGAGCUGUGAGGAUUGUCUGAACGGAGGCAGAUGUAACAGUGAACACAGUGGCUGUGUUUGCUCUCCUGGGUGGACUGGCAUUAUCUGUAAUGAAACUUGCUCCCCAGGGACGUACGGCAGAGGCUGUUCCAGUAUUUGCAAGUGCCAGAACAGAGGCUCGUGUGACCCUGUCACAGGGCAGUGCCACUGCCCGCCUGGUGUGCACGGCAAGCUCUGUGAAGAUGGUUGCCCGAAAGGCUUCUUUGGGAAGAACUGUAAUAAACCAUGCAGCUGUGCCAACAAGGGCUAUUGCCACAGACUCUAUGGAGCCUGCCUCUGUGAUCCGGGGCUCUAUGGGCGCUUCUGCCAUCUUACCUGUCCCAGGUGGGCCUUCGGAGCUGGCUGCUCAGAGGAGUGUCAAUGCAUGAAAGAGCACACGCUGGAAUGCAACGCGAGGAAUGGGACUUGCACCUGCAAGCCUGGUUAUCAUGGCAAAAAGUGUCAGAAAGAGUGCACGCCUGGAUUUUAUGGGGCUGGUUGUAAACUGAGGUGCAACUGUCCUACUGAUGUUUUGUGUCAUCAUGAGACAGGAGCCUGCCAACAUCCAUGUCCACCUGGGUUUCAUGGAGAAAAAUGCCAUUUAUCCUGUCAGCCUGGGAGCUUUGGGGUGAACUGCAGGCAGAGGUGCAGCUGCGGAGAAGCACCGUGCAAUCCGAAGACAGGGCAGUGUAUUUGCCCAGCUGGGAAGACCGGUGCUACAUGUGAGCAAGAUUGCCCAGCUGGUCAGUGGGGACCAGACUGCAAGUCCUCCUGUGAGCCCUGUGCCAAUGGGGGACAAUGCAACAGAGAGACUGGAGCCUGUGACUGUCCCCCAGGCUACAGUGGGGAAUCCUGUUCCACAUCCUGCCCCAAUGGUUACUAUGGACAAAAUUGCCUGCUGUUGUGCAGCUGUAGCAGCAGCGCUCAAUGUUACCAUGUCACCGGAGAGUGUAUGUGUUCCCCUGGCUGGACUGGCCAUGACUGCAAACACCCCUGCAGUAGUGGCCACUGGGGACAGAGCUGUGAAAACACGUGUGUCUGCAAUAAUAGCGAUGGUAGCUGUGAUCCAGUCACUGGCUCCUGCUUCUGUGAGCCAGGAUUCACUGGGAAACACUGUGAAUGGAGGUGCCCUGAGGGAAGCUUUGGCCCAAGCUGUGAGCACAGCUGUCAGUGCCAGAAUGGAGCUGCCUGCGACCAUGUGAGUGGAGCCUGUACUUGCACAGCAGGCUGGACAGGAACCUUUUGUGAAAGAG
Molecule: messenger RNA, 2359 nt
Organism: Nestor notabilis (Kea)
Lineage: Eukaryota; Metazoa; Chordata; Aves; Psittaciformes; Psittacidae
Product: multiple epidermal growth factor-like domains protein 6
Exons: 18
Molecular function (GO): calcium ion binding
Source: RefSeq, a predicted model, not a curated record